AAUCAAACUAGACUAGGACGUUGUGGCGGAAACGAUUCUUCCGGAACAGCUCUGAAGUAGACGUGUGACUGAAGUUAAUAAAAUACGAAUAAGAGACUGACCCCACUAAAACAAUAGAAGUAAAACAGCGAAGCACUUAAAGUGUAGCGUUUUGUCGAGAAUGCGAUUAGACUGUCCGCCUUGGUAGAAGGAGGUCCUUUCAACCCUCAAGUGGUGUUUACCUGCUUUAGCAAGACAGCUGCAAAACAAGACUAUGUCUGUGGUGUUCAGCAUCUGAGCCAGUGGGAAAAUGAUUUCAGUAGUGUGACUAAUAUGUCUGGCACAGCUGUUAGUGGGGUUGGCAACUCUACAGACAGCAAGUUGCAUAGUCAUGUAAGUGAUACUGCUGGAACCGGUGUCACAGAGAGUGCAACUGCUCUGCACAUUAAAGAGGAAGGACUGGAGUUCAGCAGUGAGAAUGCUGAAGAUGGGAGUGUUCCACCUCCAGAGGAACGCAAGCGCAAGAAAGGGCCUGCUCCCAAGAUGCUGGGUUCUGAGCUGUGCAGUGUAUGCGGUGAUAAAGCCUCGGGCUUCCAUUACAAUGUGCUGAGCUGUGAAGGGUGCAAGGGGUUCUUCCGUCGCAGUGUGAUCAAGUCAGCACAGUAUACCUGCAAGGGCAGUGGUUCCUGCAGCAUGGAUCCCUACAUGAGGAGGAAGUGCCAGGAGUGUCGUCUGCGCAAGUGUCGCCAGGCAGGAAUGCGAGAGGAGUGUGUAUUGUCUGAGGAGCAGAUACGCAUUAAAAAACAGAAGAAGGUUGAGGAAGAGAGCGGGGCAGGGCAUAGCCCUUCCGUGGUGCUGAACACAUCUCCUCACACCACCUUAAUGAGCUCAUUAACUCCAGAAGCUCCUCCAUUAACUCCCAGCCAGUCUGAUAUGAUCACACAACUUGUGGCAGCACAGCAGCAAUGCAAUAAAAGGUCAUUCAGUGAUCAGCCCAAAGUGACACCCUGGCCCCUUAAUGCUGAGCCCAAUAGUAGAGAGGCCCGGCAGCAGCGAUUUGCCCACUUCACUGAACUUGCCAUUAUCUCUGUCCAAGAGAUUGUUGAUUUUGCCAAGCAGCUACCAGGAUUCCUCGAUUUGUGUCGGGAAGAUCAAAUAGCACUGCUGAAAGCUUCAACAAUUGAGAUUAUGCUUCUAGAAACGUCACGUCGCUACAAUGCAGAGAAUGACUGCAUCACUUUCUUAAAAGACUUCACCUAUAAUAAGGAAGAUUUCCAGCGUGCAGGUUUACAAAUGGAGUUCAUUAAUCCCAUCUUUGAAUUUUCACGGGCUAUGCGAUGUCUUGCGCUAGAUGAUGCAGAAUAUGCUCUUCUUAUUGCCAUCUCUCUGUUUUCUGCCGACCGGCCCAAUGUCACCAAUCCAGAGCAGGUGGAAGGCCUACAGCAACCUUACGUGGAGGCUUUGAGAGCCUAUACAUGUAUCAAGCGGCCACAGGACCACCUGAUGUUUCCACGAAUGUUGAUGAAACUAGUAAGCCUUCGGACACUGUCAAGUGCACACUCGGAGCAAGUGUUUGCACUCCGGCUUCAAGACAAAAAGCUGCCACCACUACUUUCGGAGAUCUGGGAUGUUCAUGAGUGACUGGACAGAGUUUAUGGUUAUAUGGAAUGGUAACAAGAGGACUUGGAGGAAAGACUGAUAUUGGGCCAUACUUAGAAGCUGGAUGGCUAUGCAUCAGGAAAUUCGGAGGCUGGCUUCCUCUGUUAAAGUAUGGGGGUUGGGUGGGGGGAUCACUAAAAUGCUGUCUUCUGUUCUAAUCAAAAGAGAAUAGGUUUGUUUGAAUAGGUUUGUUUCUACCUUCAUGGUAUUGGUAUGGAUUCCCAAGAUUUUUCAAAUUUAAUAAGUCAAAUAUUCUGUCAGUAAUUAUAACAGCAACAGAUAUUUUUAACCUGCCCAAAAGAGCUAAACCUUUAAGUUUCUCUGCAUUAAUUAGAAUUUUAUACUUAAGAAAAAUGGGGUCUAGAUGAUUGUCAGUGGUUUUUAUUCUGUCUCAUCAGAAGCAUUCUGAUAUCUGCAGGGAAUUAAUUCCAUCUGAUGAUCUUAACUUUGCACUAUUUAUUAUCAUUAUAAAAGCUAAUUCAUUCAUUCAUGCACUCCUUAAAUCGCACUCAAAGGUAAAAUAGAUGAAGACAACUUGCAUUGGAACAUAGCAAGGUUGUUUAUAUAUGUAAAUAUUCAUCCAUUUUUCUGAACCCACUCUUUCUUAUAAAGACAAAAGUUGUUCAGUCAAGCAGUCCUAUGUCGGGCUCCAUGUUGAAGUAGCUAAACUCCAUUUGGCAUUAGACAGUGGCAAAGAUUUUUUUAUAAAAAAACAAAAAAUAAACAUGUUCAUCAAUCUCAUGAAUCCACGUUUUUCUGUUAUCAGAUGAUGUGAACUUGAAUUCUACUUCUGUAGCAGCAGUCACAAAUCAGGAAGUCCUCUCACUGUGUUGCCAAAUAAUCUAACAUAUAUAUUUUUUAAGAUGUGGAAUGGAAUUGGCAUACCUUGAUAAAGGGUAAAACGUGCAUAGUCCACAGUGAGUGACUUCGCCAGGAGUUGAUCCCAAAUUCAUGAAUCUUGGAAACAGGAGUGCCAACUAUUAUGCUGCUGUACUGUCCUUUAUAUCCUGAAAUUAAUUCAAAAAUUUUGGUGAAAGUGAAACUCUGUUUCAAGGGCACAUAAAUUGGUAUUCCUUGCUUCAGUAGAAGAUUUAUCUUUUCCUUUUUCAUAAACUUUAUUCAGCUAUAACAGGUGAUGUCUUCCUGACAAGAUUGUAUUUUAAGGAACCUGUUCUAAAACACCUUCCAUUUCUAAUAUGGUAAAUGUCUUCUCCCACACAUUUCCUUAUAUGUUAAUGUUCCUUUUCAUUUCACUCUGUUAUUUAUCCAGUAACUGACAAUCUGACUUAAAAAGCACUACUACUCAUUAUAACCAAAAAGCCACAACCCAUAACUUUGUUGUUUUUGUGUUUUUAACAUAAUCUCUUCCAUCAAUUUCAGCUUGCAAUAUUCAGUUAAACAUCCCUGGACUGAAAAGUCCACCUCCUUAGUAGAAUCGUCUUGCAGGUCUUGUGGAGGAAGCCACGGGAUGAACCAACAUAUGGAGCAGUGUUUAAAUGCACUUCUACAAUGGUAAUGAAAUUCCCUGUAUGUAAGCUUUAACAUUCACUAACCCUCUGUCACACAACAACACUCCUGACAGACUGAAAGGCAUUUAAAGAGAGUGUAACUUAGAGCACUUACAUGAUUAUAAGGAAAAGGGUGCACAACUGAGGUGUUGGUAUACACUGUCCCACCCCCACCUUUAUCAGGGUAAAGCUGGAAUAUGAUUAUUUGAUUUACACAAAUCUGCUGCAUUUGUGGGGUGGCAAUGUAAAUUCUACAAUUUUUAUUUAUUUAUUUUAAGGGAGGGUUCUGUCUUUUUUUAAUUCCAUACCUUCAUUUGUUCCAUUAUUAUGCCAAUGCUAUAUAUACUUGUGUUUUCAGUUCUUUAAGUACAGUCCAGAGUUUAGAAGAAAAAAAAACUUGUGUAAGUAUUAUAUCACAAUAAUUUGUGAACAAGAUAACAGUGAUUAAAUAUAGCUUGUUAUACAGUAGUUUACAAAAUUAUAAAUAAACAAGGUUUGAUAACGAUUCUCUGAAAUACACUGCCAAACAACACUAUGUUGUCAGUAUGACUAUUGCUGCUUUUAUUUUCAUUUUUGUGAGCUUCCCUAAAUGUAGUACCACUUCUAUGGAAAAGAUCCCUUUCUACUUAAAGCAGACAUCCAUAACCGAAGAAUGGAGGCUGCCUCAGCUUACUACAGAAACCAAAACUCCCCUCUUCAAAUAUUUUUUUCUUCUGUUGGGUAGAUUCACAGGCUAAUUUUUAUGUUCCAUUAAACUGAAAAAUGUAAAUAGCUUCAUUGUUUAAUUGAUGACUAAUAAAUAGUUAAAGGAGCUAUUAAUGCAAUUGUGUCAAUUUGUAGAAUAUUUAAAGAUUUCUGUUUCAACUGUAAUAAAAAAUUGAGGGAAAAAUUUUGGAUUUUCCCAUUGAAUAAACUAAAAA
Erpetoichthys calabaricus (reedfish) is the source of this 4066-nucleotide messenger RNA. RefSeq names its product oxysterols receptor LXR-beta-like. Bases 313 to 1620 code for a protein of 435 amino acids. Gene Ontology annotation, biological process: negative regulation of transcription by RNA polymerase II; positive regulation of transcription by RNA polymerase II; cell differentiation. NCBI's taxonomy places the organism in Eukaryota, Metazoa, Chordata, Cladistia, Polypteriformes, Polypteridae. The transcript is spliced from 9 exons. The record is from RefSeq and is a predicted model, not a curated record. Gene Ontology annotation, molecular function: zinc ion binding; nuclear receptor activity; RNA polymerase II cis-regulatory region sequence-specific DNA binding.